Darwinula stevensoni is the source of this 1680-nucleotide messenger RNA. The record is from the annotation of a GenBank genome assembly. Lineage: Eukaryota; Metazoa; Arthropoda; Ostracoda; Podocopida; Darwinulidae.
AUGGGGACGUCGGAGCUUGCAUGCCUUGGAAGGCCUUUUCUUCUGGGUUCUCUCUACGAUCGCAGAGAAGACAGACUAGUGGAUGGGAUGACUCUAUGGAACGAGGAGACAUUGAGUAAACACCUCAGAAAGGUUCCGCGUACGUCCUGCAAUUUUGAGAUCAUAGCCGAGGAUACCAUCUCGAAGAAGACAUCUGCCCUGAACAUUGACGCCAGUCUUAAACUCAGUGUCUUCAGCGGCAUUGUGGAAGUCUCAGGAUCAGGCAAGUAUCUGGAGGAUCGAAAGUCGUCCUCUCAGCAAUCCCGUAUAACGCUUCAAUACAAGUCAACCACUCGCUACGAGUCGCUGACCAUGGAGCAACUGGCGACGGAAGGGAUCCAGCAUCCAAACGUGUUCAAGAUGGACAUCGCCACUCAUGUCGUCACAGGAAUCGAGUACGGAGCAGACGCUUUCUUCGUAUUUGAUCGACAAGUCUCCUCCAACAAAACAGCCCAAGAAGUGCGAGGGGAAUUGAAUGUCGUCAUCGAAAAACUAAAUUAUUUCAGUCAACGGAAAAGCCUCGGUCACAGCGAAAAUCCAACCACUUUCCAGGAAGGCCUUCAAGUGUUCGAAGAGCUCUCGGCGCUUUCCCGCGAAAUGAGCGUGGCGAAGCGGGUCUCACUCUUCCCACUGCACAAGCUGAAUAACAAGCCCGCCAGGUCGUUUCGAGAGAUAAGUGUGGGAAUCAUCCAAGAAGUGGAAGAUAUCCUGGAGGCCUGGCACGACGUGAAAGUUCGGGCAAAUGACUUGGCUAAUUCCAAAGUGAGCGAUCACUUCUCCGGAAUCGGAUCUCAACUGAAGAUCUUCCGGUCGCAGGUCGACGGAUUCAAGGCAACUUUUCAGAGGAGAAUUAUUCCCACAUUAAAGGCGAUUCGUGGAAGUGGCGAGAAUGAAGCUUCUCUUUCCCAAAUUGUAGAAGAAGUGCUUCAAUCCCCCUUCAGCAAAAGGAAUCUUUCCACCUGGGUGACAGGAAAAGAAAUGGAGAUAAGAACCCUAGAAACGCUCCUGCAAUUCUUUGAAAGAGUCCACUUCGCCUUAAAUCCUGUCGAGUUUUGCAGUGUUAUCAGCGACCCGGGGAUUCCGUAUGUCAUCUGUUUCGUCUUUGGAAUGGGUCACAAAACGGAUGCAUUUUUGGAGCGUUUGUCUCGAUGCUUGAAGGGAAAGGAGAUGGACAAUUCCUCCUAUGAAAGUGAAAUCCCUACAUUUUGGUUUGAGGACCAGAGAAUCAUGCAGGGAUUGUUAGCAGAUAUGAGGAACUUCAUGAGUUUCUUCAAAGCUAACGAGUCUAAGCCCAACUUGAGGUUUGUGGUGACGGAGAAAGACCUCAAGAAUACAUCUCACGACAUCCUCCUUUACGAGGGCGGUGUCUCGAGACGUUUCGUUCCAUCCGGGAUUCCGGGAGCACCUAAGGCUCUUGAGUUCACUCAUGAAAAAAUCCGACUGUCCUGGAAACCACCCCGCUGCGGAUUGGAAUCUGUGGAAGGGUACCGGGUGUCAUACCGGCAACUCGAGGGCAAAGAAGAAUGGCAUGAACUCAUGUUGAACGAGAAAUCCGAGAUUGCCACUAUUACCGUCCUCACUCCCAAGAAAAAGAUUGUCUGUAAGAGAGAUGUCACUGUAGACUACCAAUACGUGGGGUAA